This is a messenger RNA of Chenopodium quinoa (quinoa), 3486 nucleotides long. RefSeq names its product homeotic protein female sterile-like. Bases 599 to 3130 code for a protein of 843 amino acids. The record is from RefSeq and is a predicted model, not a curated record. The transcript has 7 exons. NCBI's taxonomy places the organism in Eukaryota, Viridiplantae, Streptophyta, Magnoliopsida, Caryophyllales, Amaranthaceae. Gene Ontology annotation, molecular function: protein binding.
GAGAAGGAGAAGAGUAGGGGAGAGAAGGAGAAUAGGAGAGAGAAGGUGAAGAGGAGGGGAGAAAUACAAGUGGGUAAGGAAUAAGGACAGCAUUUUAGGUUUAUAAAAAAAUGGGUCACUUUUAUACGAAAAGGAUCACUUUUUGCAAAAUAUUCGAUGUACAAUAAAAUUAUUUUAAAGUGUGGCAUGCAAAACGACUUCAUUUAGUUAUUAUAUAAAUUUUUCCUUGCUAAAGUUAAAAAAUCAAUAUAAACCAUGCGCCUGGAAACACAAAAAUUCAACCCCCUCUUCGAAAUCGUUAACUCGAACAUAAAUAAAUAAAGAAGAAAAACAAGGGGGAAAAAAAAAAGUAAAUAGAAGUUGCUUCUUCAUAGUCGAAAUUUGAAAUUAGAGCGACAAGAACAAAUCAAAAAUUCAAACUGGUUUCCCGGCAUCGCAGCAAGGAACAAUCCCCAUCUUCCCACAAACUUCGUUAAUCGAAUUUCUUCCUCUUUUAAUUUUAGGGUUUUUGAUUUCACCUCCAAUUUUACAAUUCAAUCAAGAUUAUUAUUUAUUUGGUUUUGAAUUCAUUCGAUUAAGUUUGCAGUAAUCAAGAAUAAUGAAGCGAAAACGUGGGCAUAAGAAGGGGAAGAGCAAGAAACGAAAGUCGCAAUCGCCUAUUGUUCCGACAACCACUGAAGAAUCCCCAAAUAAUGACAUUGAAAGUGUAAAUUCCGAGGAAAAUAAUUCUGGGUCUGAGGAGGAAGACAACAAUAAGGUGCAAGAAGUGUCGAAACCGAUAUCAGAACCGGUUAUGGUAUCGGCACCAGCGAUGCCGGUUAAGGCAGUGGAAACAAUGCCUGUACUUCCGAAAGUGUUUCAAAGACCUACUCCAACUGCUGUUUAUGGGCGUGUUAAAUUGAAGCUGAAAACAACGCCUAAACCACCUCCACCCGUUGAGCCUCAGGUUGUUGGUUCAUCUGUUGGUCAAGUUCAAGGUGACGGGGUAAAAAAUAGUGAAGUUGGUAGUGUAGUGGAGAAGAAAGAUGAUAAAGAAGUUAUCAGUGGCGAGAAGGUUGAUGGGAGUAGUAAAAAAUCUGGGGUUAUUAAGAUUGUAUCUUCGAAAAGUUCGAGUCCCCCGGCCUUGGGUGGUGUUGAGAGUGGUAAGGUUGUGAAUUUAAAAAGUUCGAGUCCUCUGGCCUCGGUUGAGAAUGAGAGCGGUAAGGCUGUGGCGAAAAGUUCAAGUCCUCUAGCCUCAGCUGAGAAUGAGAAUGAGAGUGGUAAGAUUGUGUCUUUGAAAAGUUCAAGUCUUCUGGCCUCGGCUGAGAAUGAAAAUGAGAGUGGUAAGGUUGUGUCUUUGAAAAGUUCAAGUCCUCUAGCCUCGGCUGAGAAUGAGAGUGGUAAGCUUGUGUCUUUAAAAAGUUCAAGUCCUAUGGCCUCGGCUGAGAAUGAGAGUGGUAAGAUUGUGUCUUUGAAAAUCUCGAGUUCCCUGGCCUCAGGUUGUAAUGAGAGUGAUAAGAUUGUGUCUCCGAGUUCCACAGCUGUAGAUGGUAAUGGUAAUGAGAGUGGUAAGGCUGUGUUUAUGAAAAAUUCAAGCCCCCCAGUUUCAGUUAGUAUUGAGAGUGGUAAUGCUGUGUCUUUAAAAAGUUCAAGUAUCCCGGCUUCUGGUGGUAAAGAGAGUGGUAAGAUCGUGUUUUCGAAAAAUUCAAGUCCUCCAUCCUCUGGUGGUAAAGAGAGUGGUAAGAUUGUUAUUCGGAAAAGUUCAAGUCCCCCUACCUCAAGUGGUGGUAAGAUUGUUAUUAGGAAAAGUUCAAGUCCCCCUACCUCGGGUGGUGGUAAGAUUAUUGUUUCAAAAAGUUCAAGUGCUCCAGCCCUGGAUGGUAAAGAGAGUGGUGUUAAUGACUUGUCACAAAACGAGGAGAAGGUUGAUGAAUACAAAGCAAGGUUUCCUCAACAAGAAGCUAAAUGUAACAAGGAAGAGUUGGAGGCUUCUUUAGAGGUGAUCCAGAAGAUUAUGAAAAUGGAUGCUGCUGAACCCUUUAAUGUACCUGUUGAUCCUAUUGGGUUAGGAAUACCAGAUUACUUUGAUGUCAUUGAUACUCCAAUGGAUUUUGGCACCAUCUGCAGCAAUCUUGAAAGUGGAAAAAAGUAUAUGGAUUCUGAGGAUGUCUAUAAGGAUGUACAGUACAUAUGGGAUAAUUGCAGCAAGUACAACAAUAAGGGUGACUACAUUGUUGAUCUUAUGAAGCGAGUCAAAAAGAACUUUAUGAAGUAUUGGAUGGCAGCUGGGCUGUAUACUGAACAAACACAGAAGAUGAAAGGUGAAGAAGGCAGUCCCCUGGAUGAACCAACAACUUCAGGUCAUGGAAAGAAGCUUAAAAAAGGAAAAGGAGUUAAGCGUCACAAAGAUGACUGUCUUUGUGCUAUAUGCAUUAUGAAGCGUCGUAGACGGGAGCGUGAGGCUUGUGAGGCACAACUGGCACGUGAAAUGGGAGGUCAAGUUGCUUCACCUCAAAUUAAAGUCCCCAAGACUGGGCUACACGAAGAAUACAGGCAAGAGGAUAUUUCACACGCCGAAAGUCCUGUUGAGACCUCAUCUUAUAUGGAGACUUCCCAUGAUGGGGAUGCAGAUGCUGAAAUGGAAGAUGUGGAGAUGAAGCCUGAUGCAGUUGCAUCUCAGUACAACAAUGAGAAGUCGGAGAUUGAUAGAGCCUACUUACAUGAUAAAUCUGAUAGAUCUGGAGAUAUUUCGGAGAAAUCAUUACAUAGUGAUAAAGGUGAUGCUGAAUUAUAUUCUCAUGAUGAAGUAAAUGUUCAGGAUGAAUUCGGGAGUAGAUUUAACAAUAUUGCCCGGCAUCAACCAUUGCUUCAGCAAGAAGGACAAAAAGCUGGAUAUCUGCAACAUAGACAAGAGCUAUUGGAAAUGGAGAAAAAACGUCAGAAGCUAAGAAUGCUGGAGACUUUUCGUGAUCUUGAAAACCCUAAGCUCUUAGGGUUAUGUGAAACACUCUUUCCGAACAAUGUAAAAACUGUUUGGAAUGGAGCCAACUCUCUGCUGCGAUGUGAAAGAACAUGCCACAGAAGAGACAUUCAUGAGGCUGUUGCGUCAUUCAUGAAUCCUCCCUGCAAAUCUGCCUCCUUUCUGAAGUAAUUGUCUGGUGGAUAUACAAAUUAAGCAAUCAUCUCCAGUAUGAGAUAUUCAAUCCAGCAUUUCAUCUGUAUGACUACACAAGCACCUCGUAUUUCAUGCUCGCUGCAAUGCCAUAACAUAGAAAUAAAGGUUGAAGAUACACGGGAGAUUCUUGAAUGUCAAUUCUGCUGAGUAAUUUUAACUAGGAUUACUGAUUUGUUUUUUCUUGGAGAGCUAGAUUUGUCUAGAUUGCAUUAAAUUCUGUCAAUAAUUAGUGAUCAAGACAGAACAAAUUGACACCAUGAUUUGUAAGUAACAAAAUUGUAUGCAAUAUAUGGGCAGUCUCUCAUUGUCCUGAACCUCUGUUCUCGAGAAGC